GAAAUGUUAACGUUUGCGUUUAUAUUUAUGCUGGUGAAACUACGAGGAUCGUGAUUAAGCUAAAUCUGAAGAAGCUCUACGUGUUAUAACGCAUUUGAUGCCGCGCGCACGUAUAACUGCAUUAUAAUUUAUUAUACUGAAUGGCGAUUAUUAAUAUAGUGUCGUGUCCUUGAUGCACCUAGAUUCUAGAACUAGACAGACCAGAGUAAUGGCCAAGGUCAAUUUCAGUAUUAUAAAGGUGUACAUCUUUCUAACAAAUCAAACAAGCAAGAAACGACGCGUUUUUAUAUAUUCCACAUGGCGUCGCAAUAGGUAGAUGAAGGCUGCAUUGGCCGCCUUUCUGUGGAGGGAGGAAGCGAUUUAAGAGAUUAGAGGAGACGCGCUAUGGGAAAGAUGAUGACGGAAAAUCGCAGACCAGCUGGCGCUGAGAAGUAAACUCAUGCUGUUCAGCUGUUUUUACUCCAGCAAAAAUAGACCUCGCAGAUCGUGCACCGUCGUUGGUUUUGUUUGCAGUAGCCAGCUAGUUUGUCGUUUGUGUUGCCGAUGAUUUGUUUAAAAUCCUGUUAAUUGCAGAGGCCGUAAAUUGCAGACGAUUUCGUGAAUCCCGAUACACCGCGUAUCAGGUUGUCGGUGAUAUUUGGACGGCAUGGAAGAUUCUGCUAAAGAGUACGAGAUCCAGUCCUUUGACAAGGAGAUCCAGUAUCUCCUUAAAACGUCACUCAAAGAGCCCAGCAAAGUGGAUUUAAAGAAGGUUUCCAACAUAAUUGUGGACCAAUCUCUGAGAGACCCCAUCUUUAGUAAAGAAGCAGGCCGAAUCUGCCACACAAUCGUCCAGGCCGAGGCUAAGGAGGCCAGUGCCAGCGUCUUCCGCCGCCACUUGCUAAAUCGAUUGCAACGGGAGUUCAUGGUCCGGGACGAAACUCGCAACCGCUCCAUUCAGGAAUGGGUCCAUUUUGUGACCUUCCUCUGCCAAAUCUUUGACUGUCUCAAGGUGAACGACGUUCCCAUGGUGGCCCUCGUGAAUCCCGUGUACGACUGUCUGUUUAGGCUGGCCCAGACAGACUCGCUGCAGAACGAGGAGGAGGUCGACUGCCUCGUCCUGCAGCUGCACCACAUUGGCAGGGAGCUGGAGGCCAUGAGCAUGCAGCGCAUGGAUGACCUCUUCCACCACCUACGCGACAGCUUCCUGCUGCACAACGGUUUGGGUUCCGUGGUUCGGCUGUUCCUACUGGAGAUCCUGGAGUUCCGGGCUGGGGGGUGGAGCCUCAGUGACUCGGCACGGCAGUACUACUACAGCGGGGGGGCAGACUGAGAGCCUGGUGUUGGGGAGUGGGGGUUGCGGGACACGGGUUCUGACAGCUGCCUGUCAGGUUGAGCCAAUGGAGUGACUUGUGGUUUGUUUUGAAGUGGCCAUUUUGAUUUUGGAAACGGGCUUUGUCAUGUUUGUGACGGGCUGCCAGUCUAAGUGUGGUUUGGUGCUGAAGUGGGUGGUUUGGGCGGCAGUACGUUAUGCUGGCGGGUGUCAAUUUAAGGAAGUUUCUGGUCAUUUCAUUAUUGGUGUUUUUGCCGUAUGAAGAAGAGGCGCGGAUGUUCAUAACUUGGCAGAUCAGUACUAGUAUUCCUGUACUGACUUGUGACAGCGGUGACUAUUGAACCAACUGGAUUAAAAGGACAGUGAAAACCAGGAAGAACACAUCUGUUUUCAGCAAUGGAAGAUUUGAGUCAGUGGGAGUGUGCUUUCAUUAUCUUUGAAAUGGUCAUGUAAAUCCAGGACAUUUACAGUGGGGGACGCACUGUGCUACCAGUUUUGAUAUUGAGUCCUCGUUGGCAGGGGGGGCGCAUGCAUUGUCAGAGGUCAGAUCAGUCCCAGGAUAGAGAGAAUAAAGACUUUGCACCUAAAUAUGACUUUUGCAAAAGUUUUUGUACCCAAGUUUUCUAACUGAAGAGUACAGGUUAAGUAAUAUGUUCUCACUAUACUAAAAGCCAGCAAUUAGAAUGCUUUUGGGGAGUGUUAAACUGUUUUUUUUUUUUUUUUUUUUGCUCAAUUUUGAUAUAUUACAGGUUGCAUUUGCAGUGACUCAGCUUCCCAUUAACAACGGGUGACUCAAUCUUCAAAAUAAGCAAUCAGCAAAACUUAUUAGUACUUUGCUACUCGGAGCAGGAACAUACUGCAUUAAUCACUGUGGAACUCGCUUGGUUUACGCCCAUAUAAGAAUCUAGACAAUCCUAAUGGUACGUACACUAUGAAAGAGCCAGUGUUUCCUGCUGGUUUUAUGUCCUGUCUGAAUCCCUGCAUUGCACUGAAACUCAGGGCAUUACUAUGGUAUCUCAGUGGAACCACUAGUUUUGAGAUAUAUUUUGUUUUGAAAGCAUUUAUUGCGCUUUAGUUGUAUACGGCUUUCGUUUAUAGGCAUGGAAACUAAAAGGUACUUGAUGGUAUGUUGUCACAAUGCUGUGCAGCCAUACAGUAAUCGGUUGGACUUAAUCGUUGACAGUUCUAGUUUGAAAUCCUAUGGAAAUUUAUUUAAAAUAAAGCUGUAUAUAUUUUGUUUGAUGGAGAAGAAAGUAACUGUAAAUUUUGGACAUCUGUAUUUUCAGAUUAAGGUUCAGUAUGUGCUCAGGCAGAGUCAAUGGGUACUAAGAUGUCCAUGGUAGCUGGGAGAUUUCAAACUCGUAUGUUCCGGUGAGUUCUGCAGAAAGUCCAGCAUCUACUACUGUCCUAUUUGUCUUCAGCUGUCAACUUGUCACCACAACUACAGUUUUUUUGUAUUUUCUUUCCUACUGAAGUCUACCUGAUGUAUCUGUUACUAGUUGUUACUAACGGUAUUUGAUGGGACAUCUAAAAUCGGAUCUUUAUUCACACUGGUUUGAGAAGGACUCAGAAACGGAGGGUUAAGAGCGAUGUCAACAUUUUCACCAGCAAAAAAUGAAUGCCUAGUUGUCAGCUAUGAGGUUUUGUGAAGGGCCAAGAGCUGAAUCGCACUGUUAAGUGAGACUUAAAAUCACAAAUGUUACCCACUUCACAGAACAGCUUUUGGUUAUAAAGCAGUAUUUUUAUAGAAAUGUCUGACUGGAUUUUUGUUGUACCAAACAUUUAUGCAAAAUAAGCAAUGUUAUUAAGAAAAGUUCUGCUCUUUUUCUUGACAUUCCAAAAAAACGUGAUGCUUAUGAAGA
This is a messenger RNA of Brienomyrus brachyistius, 3174 nucleotides long. It is a transcript of the gene mif4gda, whose product is annotated as MIF4G domain containing a. The record is from RefSeq and is a predicted model, not a curated record. Gene Ontology annotation, biological process: regulation of translational initiation. Bases 647 to 1312 code for a protein of 221 amino acids. Gene Ontology annotation, molecular function: translation activator activity; protein binding; RNA binding. NCBI's taxonomy places the organism in Eukaryota, Metazoa, Chordata, Actinopteri, Osteoglossiformes, Mormyridae. Gene Ontology annotation, cellular component: cytosol. The transcript has 6 exons.